AUGUUGACGUUAUAUUUAUUAAUUUUCUUGCUUUUAAUAAUCUAUCAAACAGGGUUUCAAGGGACUAAACCUACCAGUAAUCAAACAGUUAUCCCAGAGAAGAAAAUCAACAAUGAAUCAUCAAAUUUCAUAGAAGCCAAAAAAUUUACAAGACUUGAAAUAAAUGGAUUACAAACAACGGUAUUAGGAGUCAAUACAAAUAUAAACACUGGUCAGUUAAUACUAAUUAGACCCUACUUCCGUAAAAUUUUGUCCUAA
Molecule: messenger RNA, 258 nt
Organism: Schistosoma rodhaini
Lineage: Eukaryota; Metazoa; Platyhelminthes; Trematoda; Strigeidida; Schistosomatidae
Source: the annotation of a GenBank genome assembly